Messenger RNA from Thlaspi arvense, 1440 nucleotides. NCBI's taxonomy places the organism in Eukaryota, Viridiplantae, Streptophyta, Magnoliopsida, Brassicales, Brassicaceae. The record is from the annotation of a GenBank genome assembly.
AUGAAAACAGCAGAGCUGGUGUUUAUCCCUUUCCCCGUCGUCGGCCACCUUUUCUCGGCGGUGGAGAUCGCGAAGCUCCUCGCCAGCCGAGACCAACGCCUCUCCAUCACCGUCCUCCUUAUGCACUUUCCCUUCGAGACCAAAACUUAUAAGCCCGAAACGUCAAUCCCCCAAAGGAUCCGUUUUGUCGAUCUUCCCAAUGACGACUCCAUGUUGGAAAGAUUCCCCAUGAGAGGCCACGGCUUCCUUACCGAAUUCAUCAAGCUCCAGAAGCCCCACGUUAGAAACGCCGUGUCACAAUUAAUAUCCGAGUAUUCUGAGUCAACUCAACUUGCCGGGUUCGUGCUCGACAUGUUCUGCACCUCCUCCAUGAUGGAAGUGGCCGAUGAAUUCGGUGUUCCGGCUUACUCCUUCUUCACCUCCGGCGCCGCCUUUCUUGGUCUCCUGUUACAUCUCUACACUCUUCAGGAGGAUUUCGGUAAAGACUUGACCGAAUUCAAGGACUCAGACAUUGAGUUGCCAGUUCCUGCUUUCUCCAACCAGUUGCCCACUAAGGUCCUGCCCGCGGAGGUGUUCGACAAGGAAAACGGCGGGUUUGCCAUGUUCAAUACUGUUGUGAGUAAGCUGAAGAAAACUAAAGGAAUCUUGAUCAACACGUUCGAGGAACUAGAAUCUCAUGCAGUCAAGUCUCUCCGCGACGACCACACAGUUCCGCCUGUUUAUCCAGUGGGGCCCAUUGUGAACCUCGACAACAAAAAAUCAGAAAAAGCAAUAAUGACUUGGUUGGAUGAUCAACCCCUCUUGUCAGUGGUGUUUCUGUGCUUCGGUAGCAGGGGUAGCUUCGAGGAGGAUCAGGUGAAGGAGAUAGCCCAUGCGCUGGAACGUGCCGGCCAUCCUUUCUUGUGGUCCCUAAGAAGACCGCCGGCAAAGGGAAAAAUUGAGGUGCCAAGGGAGUACGAAAACCCGAACGAAAUCCUCCCAGAAGGGUUCAUGGUCCGAACGGCUGAGAUUGGGAAAGUGAUAGGGUGGGCCCCACAGGUGGCGGUAUUAUCACAUCCUGCCGUGAGGGGUUUUGUGUCGCACUGUGGAUGGAACUCAACGCUAGAGAGCUUGUGGUGGGGUGUGCCAGUCGCAACGUGGCCAUUAUACGCGGAGCAGCAAAUGAACGCGUUUCUGAUGGUGAGGGAAUUUGGAUUGGCGGUGGAGAUUAAGCUCGACUACGAGAAGGAAUUUUACAAGGGGGAGGGGCCGCCAGUGUUAGUGACGGCGGAGGAGAUAGAGAACGGGAUAAAGCGGCUAAUGGAGGGAGACGAGAGUGUGGAAAUCAGGGAGAGGGUGAAGGAAAUGAGCAAGAAGAGCAGGACCGCCAUGAAGGAGGGUGGAUCAUCUCAUGCACAUUUGGGGCAGUUUAUCGAGGCAGUGAUUGACAACGUCUCUUAA